AUGAAAAAAUGUUUUCCGCAAUCAAAUUCAUCAUUGUGGCAGUACAUGAGUUUGUCCGUCAUGACGUCAAAUUCAAGAAAUCAUGAAUGUGAUCCAGGAGAAACUUGUUGUAUAAGGUCCUAUGGUCAGAAAACAUUUCAAUGCAGUCUGCAAAUUGCAUCAAAUAUGAAAUUAUUAUUAGUUAGGAUGACCCAGAUUGCAGAGGUGGAGAAAAAUGUUGCGUUGAAAUUGAUAAUCGAGUUAAAAGCUUUUAUGUUGAAAGUUUAUUCAAAUGAAUUAGAAAACAAAACUUCUAAACUUCUUCGAAAUAUGAACUUGAAUACUGAUUAUCCUCUUGGCAUAUACACAUGUAAAUAUUCAUUACAAAAAAGGCUUUUAGCAAAUAUCUAUCUAAGAAGUUUACUUUUAAUUUACGAAGGGUUCAUAAAAUAUACAGAAAGUACGCAAACUAAACCAUCAAUAAUUCAAAACAUUGAGAAAGGAUUUUAG
Messenger RNA from Clunio marinus, 489 nucleotides. Lineage: Eukaryota; Metazoa; Arthropoda; Insecta; Diptera; Chironomidae. The record is from the annotation of a GenBank genome assembly.